Molecule: messenger RNA, 2618 nt
Organism: Stylophora pistillata
Lineage: Eukaryota; Metazoa; Cnidaria; Anthozoa; Scleractinia; Pocilloporidae
Product: trehalase
Biological process (GO): trehalose catabolic process
Molecular function (GO): alpha,alpha-trehalase activity
Source: RefSeq, a predicted model, not a curated record
UUUACGACUAUGAUGUAACGCAAUCAGAGUGCGCGCAACCGCAGCACGCGGGUUGCGCAACUGACGGCGUGAACUGUCAUCUUAAGAGCGUGUUAAGUCACGCAAGGAAAUUAAACCAAAGAGGUGUUGCUUUAACAGAUAAUAAUACGGAACCUGACCAAUAUCUCAGGAAUAUAUCAGCAACCAUAGUAGUCAAAAUGGAAGUGUGUAGCUUUCUUCUUCAGCUCUGUUUUCUAGCCUUCAUUUUCAAGGGAAUUACUGCCGAAAAACCUGCAUGCAACAGCGAGAUCUUCUGUCGCGGCGAUCUUCUUCACACUGUUCAAAUGGCUCGUAUUUUUAACGACUCCAAAACGUUUGUUGACAUGAGACUGCGGAGAGACAAAGCGGAUGUUUUGCAGGCAUUCAAAGCUCUUGGACCGUCGGGUAACAUAUCGAAAGAACAAGUAAUCAGGUUUGUGAAUGACAACUUUCAUCCCAUAGGACAUGAUUUGCAAGCGUGGACUCCACUCGAUUGGCAAGAAAACCCAGCUUUUAUUGAUUGCAUAAAGGACAAGAACUUAAAGACUUUUGCAUCUAAGCUCAAUGAGUUAUGGAAGAAGCUGGGAAGAAAGAUAAGUGAGGAUGCGCGAACGAACCCCACGCGAUCUUCCUUGAUUUUAGUGACAAAUCCAUUUGUUGUUCCUGGUGGUAGGUUUCGAGAAUAUUAUUACUGGGACUCGUACUGGGUUGUAAAUGGUUUGCUCGUUUGCGGCAUGAAGGACACUGUCAAAGGAAUGAUUGACAACUUUAUCCAGCUGGUUAACACCUACGGGUUUGUUCCAAACGGAGGUCGAAUUUACUACACAAAUCGAAGUCAACCGCCAUUUCUGAUCCCAACUGUGGGCCUCUAUCUUAACAAAACUGGCGAUGUAGACUACGUGAAGUCCAUUUUGAAUGCUCUGGAGAAAGAAUACAUUUUUUGGAGGAGACAUCGCACUGUUGAAGUUGAAGUGUCCUCUGGGAAAUAUAACCUGUCAAUCUACGCCGCAAACAUGGAUACCCCAAGACCGGAGUCUUAUUAUGAAGAUUUUCACACUGCUCAAGAGGUACCUGAAGACGCCAGAUCAACUCUAUUUCAGGACAUAGCAUCUGCAGCCGAAAGUGGCUGGGAUUUCUCGACCCGAUGGUUUAACCAUACUGAUCGCAAGAGGGGGUCUCUACGUAGUACCCAGACGAGGCAGAUCAUACCCACCGAUUUGAACAGUAUUCUUUUUGCCUGCGAGAAUCUACUGGAAAAGUUCUUUCGUAUGACUGGAAACACUGCUAAAGCAGAUGAGUAUAAAAUUUUCUCAGAAGUCCGUGCAGCCGCUAUUGAAGCUGUACUAUGGGAUGAAAAGGGACUUUGGCUUGACUACGACCGGCAGUUGAAGAAAAGAAGGGGUGAUUUUUAUGCAUCAAGCGUGGUUCCACUCUGGGCUGGCGUUCUACGGGGCAACGUUGCACGAGAGACGAUGGUUCUAAGGACGCUCAAGAGACUUAAAGUCCUGGAUUAUCCCGGAGGGCUCCCAACCUCGUUGUUGUCAUCUGGUCAGCAAUGGGAUUUCCCAAAUGCAUGGCCUCCCCUGCAGCAUAUGCUUAUCACAGGUCUCGCAGAAUCAAGGGGCGAAGGGAUGAAAGAAGAAGCCUUGAAUUUUGCGCAGAAGUGGAUCACUGCCAACUACAAGGCGUGGCGUGCGACCGGUCAUAUGUUUGAAAAAUUCAACGUGAGCGUCCAAGGUACCCCAGGGGGUGGAGGUGAGUAUGACAUUCAAGUCGGGUUUGGAUGGACCAAUGGAGUCAUUCUGGACCUGCUACAGCGAUACCCAGAUAAGUUGGUCAGCGGACAGGAGCACACAUCACAAGUUAUCAAUCCACCACCUAAAGCCAGGGGAAAUCUGGUAGUGGCAACCAGCACCUCUCUUAUUUGCAAUAUUAUUUUGAUCGUAUUUGGAAUCUAGUCUCUUAGCCAGACCUCCCAAGGACAAAUGGUUACACUGUAAGAUCUGGGCAUGAGACUAUUUAGAACGUGAGGGUACCUCUGUCACACCCUCAAUUUUUCCUGAGGCGACCGUGACGGAUGUCACGCAAGAGUCAUAAUAAAGACUUCCUAGAUAAUUAGAUAGACUUUCAAACCUCAUUUAACAUAUUGAUUGAGUAUGUCAAUCAUAGCGGUUUUAGCACUUUUGUUACAUUGUGGUUAAGAAGUAUACACUCCUUGAAGUCAAAUUUCAGUAUUAAGGGGGGGGGGAAGGGGAAGGUCGCUGAGAUGAAAUAAACAAAUAAUAGUUUAUUAACACUUCUGGCAGUUAAAAACUGAAUUAACGGUGUAAGUUACAAAUUAGAUACUAAUAAUUAAAUCUAUUUACAAUAAUAAGUAUCAUAAUAAUAAUCGGAAUCACGAGAACCUAAAGUGAAAAAGUCAUUUGCUUUCUUUGUCCUUUUUGUUGUUGUAGUGGCUUUGGUAUUUCCUCCUGAUCUUAACUGACAUGGAAUAGAUUUUGUCAUAACUUGUGCAGCUAAGAUGGAUAUAACCAAAGUAAAGCGCGCGCUCUGAUUGGUCUAUUUAGCGUCCCCCAUUUGCCCAUGGGUGUACGCUGCUG